Messenger RNA from Rhodotorula toruloides NP11, 1221 nucleotides. Its product is annotated as glutaminyl-peptide cyclotransferase. NCBI's taxonomy places the organism in Eukaryota, Fungi, Basidiomycota, Microbotryomycetes, Sporidiobolales, Sporidiobolaceae. The transcript has 4 exons. The record is from RefSeq and is a predicted model, not a curated record. Bases 1 to 1221 code for a protein of 406 amino acids. Gene Ontology annotation, molecular function: glutaminyl-peptide cyclotransferase activity; zinc ion binding.
AUGCUCGCGAACCGAUGGCGGACGCGUCUCGCCUGCCUGCUCCUGCUCUACUCCGACCUAUCGCUCGCCGCACGACCCCGCCCACACGCGCUCAAGCGCCGCAACCCCUCGUACUCCCCACUCGCCGACCCCUCGCUCGAACAACUCGUCGCGCUCUCGGACCUCGAUGAUGCGCUCGACUACAACGACCCGAAGAGCUUGUUGGCGAAGAUACUCGUCCCGAGGACCGUCGGGAGUGCGAACCUGACGCGUGUGCAGGGAGUUGUCGAGGGUCACUUCAGGAAGCUUGGCUGGCACGUCGAGAAGGACGCCUUUGAUGACGACACGCCCUAUGGACGAAAGUCCUUCACGAACCUCAUCUUCACCCACGACCCUUCCGCGCCUCGCCGCCUCGUCCUCUCAGCUCACCUAGACUCGAAGUAUUUCGAGACGCACCCUGAGGACCAGUUCGUCGGCGCGACGGACUCGGCGGCGCCGUGUGCGAUGAUGCUCGACUUGGCGACGGCUUUGACACCUUGGCUCGACGGUCGGAAGAAGCGUGUGCAAGAAGCGGGCGGCGAGGAAGGCUUCGACGGGCAAGGUGAGACGCUGCAGGUUGUUUUCUUUGACGGGGAAGAAGCGUUCAAGGAAUGGACGCACACCGACUCGAUCUACGGCGCGCGACACCUCGUCUCGAAAUGGUCAGAAACCGACUCGUCCCCCUCUGCAAUCCGCUCGACUCCGCGUUCUCCUCUCCGACGGAUAUCCCACCUCGUCCUACUCGACCUCCUCGGCGCGCCUAACCCGCUCAUCCGAAACUUCUUCCCAAAUACUGGAUGGCUCUUCGACGAGUUCCUCCAUUCUGAAGAGCGGCUGGGGAUCGCAGGGUACCUGUGGGACGGGUUUGAUGGCGAGGCGUACACGGAGCAGAAGGGCAAGCUGGGAGUGAGGGAACGGAGCUUCUUUGUCCCCAGGGCGGCAGGGCAGAUGCAGGGUUGGGCAGGGCAGAUCGAGGACGACCACGUCCCGUUCGUCCAGCAGGGCGUCCCGGUCGUGCACCUCAUCUCGGUACCGUUCCCGAGCGUCUGGCACACGAUCAAGGACGACGCUUCUGCUCUCGACUUGCCGACCAUUAAGGCUUGGGCGCUCAUCCUCCGCCUGACAAUAGCAGAGUACCUCGGGCUGGACCCGACGGGACGGCUGCAGAAUGUCAACGCCAAGCGGAAUAAGGGCGAGUUGUAG